This is a messenger RNA of Homalodisca vitripennis (glassy-winged sharpshooter), 1284 nucleotides long. Its product is annotated as zinc finger CCHC-type and RNA-binding motif-containing protein 1-like. The coding region runs from base 470 to 1150 and encodes 226 amino acids. The transcript has 5 exons. Gene Ontology annotation, cellular component: U12-type spliceosomal complex. Gene Ontology annotation, biological process: mRNA splicing, via spliceosome. NCBI's taxonomy places the organism in Eukaryota, Metazoa, Arthropoda, Insecta, Hemiptera, Cicadellidae. Gene Ontology annotation, molecular function: zinc ion binding; RNA binding. The record is from RefSeq and is a predicted model, not a curated record.
UUAGUUAUAUUUAUUCCCUUAACUCGGGGCGUCAUGACACCUUCAAAGCCCUCCUUUUAUAAGUAAACCGGAAAAAGAUGUCUUUGAUAAACGAUUGUUUACAGACAAAAUUUGUUAAAGACUGAGUUGACAAUAAUGUUCAUAACAAAAACAGAUAAUUAAAUAAUGUUGUAUUAACCACCUAACCUCACGAUUGUGUAUCUUGUACCCCUUUCUCUACUUUAGUAGGUAAUAUUGUUCGUUGUGUUAACUUUUUGUAGGAACUAAAACGAUUUACUUAUUGACCUGAAAUCAAUUUCUGUUGGUGGUUAGGAAGGUUAUAAUAUGUUUUAAUGUUGUCUAAUAAAUACCAUAGACUGGAGUCACCAAAGUGUACACAAGGAGUUACUGAUUUGUGAAGAUUUUUAUUUAAAUUUCACCUAUUAUUAUUACAAAAAUAAGACAUCAAGUGCGUGUUCAGGUAGCCUAAAUGAGUUGUGGUUUGGUACCGAGUAGAAGUACAGUAUAUGUGUCUAAUCUGCCUUAUUCUUUAACAAAUAAUGAUUUACAUAAAGUAUUUUCCAAGUUUGGGAAAGUUGUGAAAGUUACAAUUGUGAAAGAUAAAAUAUCAAGAAAGAGUAAAGGAGUAGCAUUUGUAUUUUUCUUAAAUAGAGACGAUGCAAUCAAAUGUGCUUCAAGCCUCAACGGACAACAGAUGUUUGGACGCACACUGAAAAGCAGUAUGGCAAAGGACAAUGGAAGAAGUACAGAAUUCAUCAAAAAAAGACAGUAUCCUGACAAGAGUCGAUGUUAUGAGUGUGGUGAAGAAGGACAUCUUAGCUAUGCUUGCCCAUCAAAUGCCCUUGGUGAACGAGAGCCUCCACCUAAAAAAGAAAAGAAGAGGAAGAAGAAAGAUGAAUGUCAGAGAGACUACUCCGCAUACGACAGUGAUGAUGAAGACUGGAGGGCUAGAAAUCCGUUGAACACAACAUGUGACACUGACGGUGAGGAGGAGGAGGGGGAGCCAGAUCUGGAAACAUUGAGUGCAGCUAUUCAGAUGGAGCAAGAGCGAGAGGCUCAAUCUUCAUCUUCAAUAGAGAAGACAACAGUUAAAAGGAAAAGGAUAAAGAAAGAUUCAUAUUUCAGUGAUGAGGAAGAACUAAGUGAAUAAAUCUGCUGAAAUAAUAAGAUGAAAAAACUGUUCAGAAAAUCAUGCAUGAUCAGAACAAGCUGAGUACUCUACCAAGACUGCUCACCUAUUUUACUUCCAGAUAUAUUGUACAAAAUAAUAAAAAUCAAAACUCA